Messenger RNA from Durusdinium trenchii, 1767 nucleotides. The record is from the annotation of a GenBank genome assembly. Lineage: Eukaryota; Dinophyceae; Suessiales; Symbiodiniaceae.
AUGUGGAAUAGGGUUCUGACUAUGAUUGUUUCCUCCGAGACACACCAUGGCACAAAGAAGGCUCCCGAUGUGAGCUGGCAAGACUACUUUGAGGAAGGAUUGGGAAAAAAGAUAGAUGAGGUACCGAUGACAUUCCAACUCAAACAGCUCAAGUUUGAGGAUGCAGUUGUGGCCCUGUCAACACACAUCGCAUUGCUGCGGAAAGAACUGGAAAAAGUUGAGAAACAGGUGAAGACUCUGUCGGACCGACUGGACAAGAAGCAGCAGGCUGUGAAGAGGCGAGAUGAAAAGGUGAAAAAGAAAGCGGAGAAAGUGGUGAAAGCUGUGAACGAAGGCAAUGAACUUGGCACUACUCAGAAGCAAAAGAAGAGACGUCGGCAGCUAUACCAUGCCAAGAAGCUUUGGAGGGGCAAAACCACCGUUUGCCGUCGUCCUCGCCACCGCACCAAGACCAAGGACCCAAACGGCUUUAGUAGCCCUCUCCAGGAGCCACGUAAAGUCAUCACCCUGGAUCAGAAGCUCCAGGCCGUUGCAUACUUCAAGCAACUGAAGGCUGAGAAGGCGGCAGCCAAAGAGUCUCUGCUGGAACCUCGCCCAGCCACCAUGACCAGGGCUGAAUUGAAAGCACGGAAGGAGAAGCGUGAGAAGCUGAGGGGUGUUGCGCGCCGCAACAUACAAGCCGCGGUCAGGGACAAGUUCAAACAAUUCCUCUCACAGGGAAGUCAAGUACUCAAGUGGGAAAGGGUUGCAGAAAAAGAGGCUUGGGAGGAGAUUCCUGCUAUGGUGCGUUCCAGGCUUACGUGCACUACCAACUCUUGGCGUGAAAAGCUUGGUCUUCCUCGCAAAGGCAAACCACUGGGAGGGAAAAUUCCUAUCACUUUGCAGAAGGAGCUCGAUAUGCUGAUGAUGGAAAUGUCUAUGGGGUCUUCCUCCGUGUCUGUCAGAAAAGAGAUGGUCACAGCAGAGGCCGUUGUGGCAUCAUCAGUGGUUUCUUGGGACAAGAUCAUCCAGAUGUCUGUGGAUGCAUGGCAGAACCUGGCCAAAUCCGUCUUCGAAUCAUCGUGGGUGGUGACUGGCUACUUCGAGCCAGAACACUUCCAGCAGUUUCAUGGGACGGCGGCUGUGCCAACGGCACAGGCAGCAAAGACAGUCUUGGACCCCACAGGGCUUGCGAAGAACGACUACAAGGCAAUCCUAGAAGGAGAUCCCGGAGCAACCUCGGUGAAAGCCAAGAAGCAGAAAGAGAUCCUGUCCAAGCUUGAGCGGACAGACCGCUUUCUGGUGUUCAACCGUAGGACGGGGGAAUUGGCAACCACAGAGUGGGUGAAGAAAUACCUGACAGCAAACCCAGCGACAGGAAAACCGCAGAUGAAGAACGAGAAAAGUACCGCCAAGCCAUGGGUGAUGACUUUGCGCAUUGUCAUCAACCAAGCGCUUGUAGAAGUCUCUCUCAGACCCUAUGAGGCAGCAGAUUUUCGUGCCGUGAGGUGCUACGACAUCCAGAAUGGCCUUCCGCAGAAGCAGCUCACGACUAUCACGCAGGGGUACCAACAUCUCCACCUCCGACCAGGUCCAACGAUUGUGGUGCCGCAGCGUGAGGUGCAAUCUCAUGUGCUUGCGAUUGACCGAUCAUGGCAAGAGGACUUGGAGUUUUGGUCCUCAGACUGGGAGAUGCCCAGCCCGGGUGGCAACCACGUGCGCAUGGUUCGCGUGCGUAAGACCCGUAAUUCCAAAGACUGGACUCCUGGACUGGCCCGUGUACAGUGA